AUGAAGAUAUCGAAGUCCAUGUGGAUUUUUCAGAGCCUCGAAAUGGGACGCGCGGACGCGCUCGAGCCGCUCCGUGGUGACUGGAAUCGCGACAAAUUCAGCCAGGAAGUUCUAGACGCCCUUGAUGAAAUGGCCGAUGACGAAUCGCUAUUGCUUGAGGCCUGUCGACAAGAUUCCCUUUAUCCGAUCUACUUUGAGCAUAUCAACGCUGGUCGAAUGCAGUUCGCUUUGCUAUUCCUUUUUGCCCUUUGCGUUGCGCAGACGGUACUGACGGUAUUGCUCCAGGAAUGGAUCCUCCUUAUGUUUCUGGCCGUAGUUGACGUCUUCAUUCUUGGCUGGGUAAUAUUCCACAAAGGCAACUCUAUAGUGCUCUCAUCCGUGGUCAUCCUGUGUUCAGUGGUGCUGCUCGCAUGCGCUCCUUACAUAGUGCACUCAUCACUGACAGUGCUAAUACUAUUUCUAUGCUAUACGCUGCUACCUCUGCCUUUGAUUCCUACGGUGGGUCUCUUCCAUCGGUUUCUUGGUUUAUAUGCAUCGGCAGCUGCUGUCGUCUCCGCAACGGGUCUCGCUAUUCAGCUUAUAAACAAUGCCGAUGGAAUCAUGGUGAAAGACGACAUGCAAGGGCACGAAAAAGAACAGAUGUUCCACAAAAUUUACAUACGAAAGCAUGAGAACAUCAGCAUUCUAUUCGCCGAUAUUUGUGGCUUUACCACUCUCGCAUCGGAAUACACAGCAGAAGAGUUGGUGUUAAUGCUUAACGAGCUUUUCGCACGAUUCGAUGCUCUAGCCGCUCAGCACAACUGCAUGAGGAUCAAGAUCUUGGGCGACUGUUACUACUGCGUCAGCGGUCUGCCGGAUGUCAACCAUCACCACGCCGCGUGCACGGUCGAAAUGGGGCUUGACAUGAUCGAGACCAUCAAGCUGGUACGAGAUAUGACACGAGUCAAUGUGAAUAUGCGAGUCGGUAUCCAUUCUGGUCGAGCUCAUUGCGGUGUGUUGGGACUAAAGAAAUGGCAGUUCGACGUGUGGAGCGAUGACGUCACUUUGGCAAAUCACAUGGAAAGUGGAGGUCUGCCCGGGCGUGUUCAUAUUACUCAGGCCACCUUGGACUCGUUGAACGAUGAGUAUGUUGUCGAAGAAGGCCAUGGAGAAGAACGAUCCAAGUACCUCGCUGAACACCACGUCCACACCUAUUUGGUCGUCAAGGCUAAGAACAGUCAAGGAUCUACGCGACCGGUAGCAAGACUGCAGAUGAACAAAGAGCUUCGCCUGACUGGACACGCCUCAACGCUGCAAAGAGGACAGAGCCUCAGGCAAGCGGUGAAACCGACAAAGCCACUGAAGGAUGAUGUCGAAUCACAUCUGAAGCAGGGAAUCCAGGCGAUAAACAAGGAGAGUUGGCGGCAAACUCAUUGCCGUCGCAUAACAUUGAGAUUCAAGGAAGACAAUGUUGAGAAAAAGUUUCUGGAAAUCAAGGAAUCCGCUCUACUUGCACAAAUUUGCUGCUAUUUCUUCAUAUUCAUUCUUGCCUGUUGGAUUCUGAUCAUUGGAAAACUAGGCAGCUCCGCAAUGUUUGUCUGCAUGAGUGUUGCAUUUAUAGCGCUGGUCUUCCUACUCAUAUACAUUGCUACCAAGGCGAUUUUGCUGCGAAACGCCAAGAGAGGUGCUAAGAAGUUGAACUGUUCACGAGCAGUCCGAAUCGUGUUCAUUGGCGCUCUUCUGCUUCUUGCCCACUCUGUCAUCAUCAGUGUCGGUCGAUCUUUCACCAUUUUACAAAUUUCGGUAGAUAAUUCCGAAAAAUACAGUGCCUCUGUGAACGCUUUGGACACCGAUCAAUGCACUUUUGAAUGCACAACGCAUGGCCCGAUUCUUAGCAAUUCCUCGUGUCACGAAGUUUCGUCUGGCCAGGCGGAGCUGAUAUUCGAAACAAGCCUACUGUUGCUGCUGUCCUCUUGCGUGUAUUUGGCUUUACUGUCGUCCUCCAAGGUCUGCAUGGUACUUGCGUUAUGCUCUAUUGGCAUCACGCUGAUGUGGCUGUUUCCUACCGCUCAACUCACCAAUCGACAGUUCCACGUGUGGCUUCAUAGGAAUCAGUACUUCAGCAAUUUCACCGUCGUGGAUCAAUUGGAGGCCUACUGCAGGUACAGUCGAAAUCCCGGAUGGCAUCAAAAGAAGGCUGAUGUGCGGACUGCAGCAGCACACCUAAUUAGUAACUUGUCAGCGGUCGACGAUCUUCGUAUUUUUUUCACCGUAACCGCGGCUUUUGCAGUCGCCUUGAUUCUGAUGCAAACCCGUCGAUCCGAGCUGAUCUCUAGAUACGACUUUAUCUGGAAACUCCAGCUACUUGACAGAGACGAGUUCAAGUGUAUAGAGAAAAUCAAAACGAUCUCAACGACUUAUAUGGCAGCUAGUGGUCUUGCUGGAAAGAUCGAAGGCAACUCACAUGUCGUGGCUGUAGCCAACUUUGCUCUGCAACUACUUGCCAAAAUUCAAGUCAUCAACGAGCACAGCUUUAACAAUUUCGAUCUUCGAAUAGGAAUCAACACUGGUCCAGUGGUUGCUGGUGUCAUAGGACUGAUGAAGCCUCAUUACGACAUCUGGGGUAAUUCAGUGAAUGUCGCUAGUCGUAUGGAUUCAUCAGGAGUGCCGGGAAAAAUACAGGUUCGGAAUUCACUUUUUGACAUUCUAAUU
Molecule: messenger RNA, 2691 nt
Organism: Ostertagia ostertagi
Lineage: Eukaryota; Metazoa; Nematoda; Chromadorea; Rhabditida; Trichostrongylidae
Source: the annotation of a GenBank genome assembly